Molecule: messenger RNA, 1862 nt
Organism: Sinocyclocheilus grahami
Lineage: Eukaryota; Metazoa; Chordata; Actinopteri; Cypriniformes; Cyprinidae
Product: protein FAM3C-like
Exons: 5
Coding region: 1-396 (131 amino acids)
Source: RefSeq, a predicted model, not a curated record
AUGGUGGUUUCCGGCCCCCUGGUUGAGUUUUACUUGGAUGGCAAGAGACUGAUUUUAAUACCAGUUGAAAACAGGGCCACUUAUGGUUUCAUUGAUGUGAACCAGCUUAUCAAAUUCUUGAAGGAAAUAGAAGAUGGAAGUAUUGUCAUGAUGGCCACUUUUGAUGACCCUGCAACAAAGCUUAACGACGAGGCCAGAAAUCUGAUAGCAGAAUUGGGCAGCUCAAGCAUCGGCAUACUGGGAUUCAGAGAUAAUUGGGUGUUUGUAGGGGGCAAAGGGAUCAAGACAAAGAGCCCCUUUGAGCAGUAUAUCAAGAACAAUGCAGAGACCAACAAGUAUGAAGGCUGGCCUGAAGUUUUGGAGAUGGAAGGAUGCAUUCCCAUAAAACAUCAGUAGAAUGAAUUUCAAAUUAUUUCGCAUUUUCAUGUACAGCCUGGAGAAGGUCGAAGAAUUCAAAAUUGUACACAAUGUUGUAUUGUUCGAUUAGCAUUGACAAUGAUGCAAUUAAGAAUAGACUAGACUUUAAAUUUGAUGUUGGACUUCCUGUAUUUUAAAUCUUACCGUUAGUGCUCCUGAGCAUUUGCUGCUCUAUAUUUCUAUUUCUUUUACAGGAUUCCCAGUACUUUUGACCAGUGAGUUUCCAUUACUUUUCUUCCAGCUGUCCAUGAUAACUAAAUGGACUGUGCUCAUUAAAAAAGAAAAAUGUUGCCAGGUCAAUAUUUUACAGCUUAAAAUCACUAUAAAAAUGUAUAUUCACCAUAGAAAUAUCCACAACUUCACUAAUUGUUGUGAAUUUCCCAGCCCUGGAAAUCACAUUCUUAAAAAUUCAUGGCUGUGGGAGAUCGGAUUUGUAGGUUUUUUUUAAUAACUGGUCCAUAAACAGCAAGUUUUUAGCCAUUUGUGAGGCGCCAGUGUUAUAAGAAAAAGAGAGAUAUUGAGUCCGGACAUUUACUGCAUUUCGUCUUGUUUGUAGUUUUUUUUUUUCCUCCCAGAAAAUGAAGGGAGAGGGUUUGCGCUCAUAUUUAUCACUGCACUAAGACACUCUAAAUGUUGAUCAAACUGGAUUGAAGUUAAAUGGCUAAGGGCUUCUGUCACCAAAAUGUAUUUAUGUCUUUGUUUAUGGUUAAAAUAUUUAUUUUUCUACUGGCAAUGUUGACUGCUGGACUUUAUUCCUGAAGGUAGAUAAUAAAGAAGCUUGUUUUUAAUCCUUGAAUUUAAAAACUGCCCAUAUUUCUGGUGUGCGAUGGGUUAUUAAUUUGGGUUGGGUUUUGACCUUCUACUGUUUAACUGCUGUCUCCAGUUUCAUGCCAUCCUUAGCUUUUGGGAAUGUUGUUAUAUACAGUAUAGGGACUUCAAAAGAUUUCCAUUAGUUAUUGUGUUAAUAGUCAGUCUGGUUACAUGCCAAUAGUGUUCAUAGCAAGCAAUAAAUAUAUAACAGUAACUGAGUUUAUUCCUAAUUGUGCCUUCUGCUGUGUCAAUAGUAUGCGCUUUCCUACCAGGUAGUAAAAUGUCCUAUAAUUAUUGUGGAAUUAUAAUGCAAAGUCAAUGAUUUUAUAAUUUUCUGCACGAUUUUAACUGUGAAGUUGUGGAUUAAAACCCAUUUCUUUUGUAAGAAAACCAGUUAUGUGCCUUUUUUUAAACCACAAUUAAAUAUGCCAAGCGAUUUUAGAUAGUUACAUGUGAAAUCAUUGAUGUUGCAUGGUCUUAAUGUGUAAAGCUGUUUUGAGGAUUUAUUUAAUCUAAAUUAAAUCAAGUAAACUGUGUAUUGUGUGAUUGCAGAGUCUUUUGUAAUGGCUCUAGGAUUUUUUUUUGUAAAGAAAAAAAGUUUUAAUAUUAAAAUGAAGCCGAGCAAAUGGUUGUUG